GAAGUGGUGUUCGAAAAAUUGUUCGGAAGCUCAAUUUUUGCCAGACUCUUAGCCUCUGCGCUAAGCCCCACUUACCCAAGCGCACACACUAGUUUGUCCAGGAUCCACUUUUGACGCUAGCCUCCAUGGGCGACGGUUGUGAACACACAUGCGAUACUACUGUUCCAUAUCGCUUUUGUCGCUGUCGCUUCAACGACAUCUAUGAGCAAUGUCACUGCUCGAAAAACUGGCGAUUCAUAUGCUAUAUGGAACACAAGCCAUUGUGCUGGGAAGUUCGGGACUUACUGUAAUCUCCAAUUGUCUUCUUCCCUUGCAUUCCAGCUCGAUUUCUCUCCGAGACUUGGUGAUGAAAGAGUAGUACCAUCAAGCAAACACAUCGGUGCAAUAAGCUUAAUCCUUCCAGGCAGCGUAUUCUUUCAAGUCUGAAAGAAACUAGUA
Messenger RNA from Bipolaris sorokiniana ND90Pr, 438 nucleotides. RefSeq lists its product as uncharacterized. The record is from RefSeq and is a predicted model, not a curated record. Lineage: Eukaryota; Fungi; Ascomycota; Dothideomycetes; Pleosporales; Pleosporaceae. The transcript has a single exon. Bases 202 to 426 code for a protein of 74 amino acids.